Messenger RNA from Malassezia restricta, 1992 nucleotides. Its product is annotated as U3 small nucleolar RNA-associated protein 3. The record is from RefSeq and is a predicted model, not a curated record. The coding region runs from base 1 to 1992 and encodes 663 amino acids. Gene Ontology annotation, cellular component: small-subunit processome; nucleolus. The transcript has a single exon. NCBI's taxonomy places the organism in Eukaryota, Fungi, Basidiomycota, Malasseziomycetes, Malasseziales, Malasseziaceae. Gene Ontology annotation, biological process: maturation of SSU-rRNA from tricistronic rRNA transcript (SSU-rRNA, 5.8S rRNA, LSU-rRNA).
AUGGGCAAGGGGCGUGGUCGCCGAGCUGGCGGCUUGCGCGGUGCGAGUAGCAAAGAUGCAAUGCAAAUGCACGAAGAUGUUUUGCAAGAUGAUGUAGAUGCUUUUCAUGCGUCUCGCGAUAAGAUUUUGUUGGAUGAGGAGCAAGACCAAGACGAUGAUGAAUACGACUUAGCAGGUGAUCAUCAGGAGGUGCUUGGUUUUGAGCCAGACACGGAUGAAGCCGAUAGAGAAAAUGAGGAGGAAGAAUGGAAGAAUGAGAACGAUGAGGAUGACGAAGAGGAUGAUGGCGAUCUCGACCGAUACCAAAACAUGAUUCUACCAGCGUCCUUGGAUGAAGACUCUCUUUUUCGACGCGCAGCACGAGAUGAAGCACAUCAUGAGCAAGAAGAAGCUUCAGACGAUGAGGACCAAGAUGGUGGUCUUGGUUGGGGUCGAAACAAAUAUUCGUACUACAGCGGCAAUACCUUAGAGGGCUUUGACUCAGACUCGGAUAUGGAUGAGGAUAAGGCUCAUGAGCUGGAAACGAACGAAGCUAUUCGACUUCAGCGUCAGAGUCGCGCAGAAAUGAAAGAUGACGACUUUGGUCUAGAUGCUAUCCAUGCGGAAGAAGCACAGAUUGCUGCGGACGAGCAGAGUGAAGCUGCGCGUACCAAACGGCGACGUGAAUUGGAUGCAGCAGAAGCCGAUGAUGCUGAUGAGCUAGCGUCGAAGACCAAUGAUGAGCUUGUUUCUUUGCUCGAGCAUCGUUCACCCAUUGUUCUGGCUCUUAUCGAAGAGUUUCGCGACUCCUUGCAUCAGCUCAAGGAGGAGAGCGCGACUGUGGAAGCGAUUACUGAAGAGGGCGAGACGCAGCUCGCCGAAAUCGCUCAUCUCUAUAUCCAGUCGCUGUCCAACUACACCAUGCUGCUAUCGUUCUUCUUCCAACUUGCCUCGUCGCCACGUAUGCUUACCCAUCCCGAGUCUCUUCUUACACAUCCUGUCAUGGCUCGCCUCACUCAGUUCAAGCAUGCAAUGUUGGAGAUGAAAAACCUUGGUCUCUUCGAGCCUCGUGAAGAAACUGUCAACGAAAGCGUAGAUCGUGUGAUGGGCGCGCCUACAACGGAGGAUGCGGAGUAUGAAGAGUUGGGUGACUUGGAGCCCAAUGAAUUACAGGAAUUAUUGGCCGAUGCCAGGGAUGAGCCACGAUCGAAAGAGACUUCCAAAAAGAAAAAGAAGAGCAAGUCACAGCAAAGCGUAGAAGAGCCUGCACCAAAUGUGCUGGCUGACGUUGCUAGGGUCAAGGCCAGCGAUGCUGAGCCACGCCCAAAGACGCAUUCUUUGCCCUCGCUUCCUGAGUAUGACGAUGCUUAUGGCGAGCCAACACUCAUGCACAGUGUGGAGCGGCAAGACAAAGCCCAGCGCCAACGAGCCGUCCAAUUCCAAGCAUCUGCGCUGGAUACAAAGCAGGCGAAUAAAAAGGCGGCACACCUCGAAGGUGAUGCCGAUAUCCCGUACCGUGAUAAGCGCCAAAUCCGCGAUGCUGUGGCAGCAGCCAAGUCGAAUCGCCUUUCUAAGUCACAAGAACCUAUCGCUGAAGAUGAAACAGCAUGGGGUGAUCAGGAUUGGGUCGAUGAUGACGCCGAAGACAAAGAUGGUGCUGAAUACUACGACCUCGUAUCAUCUCGCAAGCGCGCGCGCAAAGCGGCUCAAAAGGAAGAGCAUGAUCAGCAGCGCCUGGCAAGUCGUGUGUAUGAUGACGAGACGUUGGCGCCAGGUGAUCACCGCGCCAUUGAUUAUGCGAUUGAUAAGAACAAGGGUCUGACUGCGAAUCGACCUAAGAGCAUACGCAACCCGCGUGUCAAGCGCCGUAUGCGCUACGACCGCGCCAAGAAGCGGCUCUCGAGUACACGAGCUGUCUACAAAGGUGGCCAAAGCGCUCUACAGGGCGGCUACGGCGGUGAGGCGUCAGGUAUUUCGACGCAUGUUGUCAAAAGUCGUAAGCUCGGUAGCUAG